AUGAAUUUUGACAAUGGCCAUUUGUCGGUGAUUGAAGGAGCAGAACGCAUGAUGUUCCGCCUUGACGAGAUUGAUGAACUCAUGCAGUGUAGCUCCGAUGGCGAGCAGGACGCCAUUACAACGCACCUCAACGGUGAGAUGGACCUGCAUAGUGUUCUGGCGGGACACGAGGCGGAACUUUCCGCUCUGCGUGAGGAUUUUAUUCAGGCUCAUGUCGAUGAGGCGGAGAAUAUCUGCUCCCUGUACAUGGAGUUUGUGGAGUGCGAGAAGAAGUUGGUGCAGUUUGAGGAAGAAAUUAUUGCCUUUCAGCGUCGUUUAGCGGAUUCGGCAGAUGAUAUGGUCAAAAUGCAGCAGCAGACCGUUUCCCUUGUACGUAGCAUCAACAAUCGGCGUCUGGGAAGCAGCAGGCUGAGUGAGGUGUAUAAGGUCCUGCAGGAAUGUGAUACCUUUUGCGAUGCCAUUGCACAGAAAGACGUCGAUGAGAAGUACCUGGAAAACAUCUCAGAAUUGGAGAAGAAGUUAUCUUUUUUUUCAUCCAACAAGGAGCUGGAGGGAUCGGCUGUGGACUUGGAGACACGGCCGCGCUUACAGUCAGCUGCCAUGCGAGCUGGUGAUAAGCUACUGCGAUAUUUUGGCAAAAAGAUUUUGGCUUUGACGGAAGCGGAGGAUUUGGCGAGCAUCGAGGGCCAGCAGCAGUCUUUGGUGGAGACGGGUCGAAAUGCCAUUGGGUUCUUGAAGAGUUACAAUCAACCCAUUGCCGAGGCAAUUUUUCAGGAUUACGCAAGGCGCAUGUCGGAAGUUUUUGCUCGUCAUGUUCGUGCUGUGUUGCACGAUUUUGGUGAGCUGUGUGUGGUGAAUGCCAGCAGCAUGGAUACCAUCAUAACUGCGGAUGAUGUGCAUGAUGUAAUGUGCAAUCGGGAUGUCGCUUCUCCAAAAGGAAACCACGUCACUGUGGCAGCACAGGAGAUAAAAUUUCCCGUGCAGCCUUUUCCACGUCGCGAACGAAGUGUCUCGCAACACAUGCGUACUUUUGCUGGUCGAAUGCUGAAAUCAGAAAGGCCCAUCAAGACACGGGAAACGACAAUUUACGACACCCUCGCGGCAUUGAGUACAAUGAGGAUUCGGGAUGAAUCCUUUUCUCUGGAUGCGGCUGCGGCGCUUCCACUGGAAAAUGUGGGUUGUUGGUCAUGGCAUUUCCUACGCUGUGUGCAUCUUAUUGCCAACCUUUGCGUCACGGAAUGUUGGUUUAUCCGGCAGUUUUUUUUUUCUUCUUCGACAGAGGACGAAUUUGAGAGAACAGAGACACUUGUGCGUCUCGUGUUGGGGAAUGCAGUCGAUGUUGCCUACAACACCAUUCGAGAGGACCUGCCGCUUGUGACGGACCGUCAAAGUGCUCUCGCCGGUCUUCGUAUUGUUGACAUUGCCAAAAUGCAUUUGUGUCUUUUAAGUAACCCAGUGCCUCUUCUUCUUUUUAGCGGCGUUAUGGAGUUGGUCAAGAAAACAUUGUCGGACACGCUGCAUAGCGUCAUGGCGAAUGAUCUGAAAUCAACUCAGUUCCUAACGUCAUUAGAGCUGUCACCCUUUCAGCGUGUUCCAAAUGGCAGUAAAAUGAGUUUGAACAAACUGCUCGAGGACCGGAAUUACGCCUCAACACUCGGUGUACACCCCAUCGUACGGCGGUUCAGUCAAAUUGCCGGGGAAUUGGAGUUACUGAACUCCGCUUCUCUUGAAGGAUCCAUGGUAAAUGGCGCGGAUGUCAUGGUGUAUGAUCCGGCUGUCUCAAACGCCUUGUAUCGCGAACUGGAGAACGUUCUGGAAUUUAUUUCAGUGCUUGCAAAACGGCAUAAGAACAUACUGGCGCAGCGUAUAUUUGCUCUUAACAAUUACUUUUACAUACAAGCAUCGUGGCGACGAUUGUCAGGCGCUUUAAAAUCUGUUGUGGGAAUGGAACAACUUCCAUGCGCAGCACCACCUGCACAUGUUAACUGCAUUGAGAGCCGCCUUUCCAAUGAAGUUGUGCGUUUUGUCGAUGAAGACUCGAAGGCAAACGGAACCUUUGCCUAUCUGUUUGACUUUGUCCAAAUGGCGGAGGCCACAUUGGGGAACGCCUUCUUUACAGAUGAUGGGCUAAUGGAACGAUCUAUAGGUCCACUGCCAGAUGCUUUGAGCGAAGCUGCAACGAUGCAGGCGGUUUUGGAUUUUAGUCAAAGUUGGCAGGCGCAGUUUUCAGAGACCUGCAGUCUUGUGAAGCGAGUUGUCAGUUUGACACUGACGGUAGCGGCGGCGGCAGCAAAAGACGAAGUUGCAUUGGAUUCCAGCAAGAAGCUGGAGGAACUUAUCCUCAAGGAAUACACACAAAGUGUUGUAGAGGCGAACACAAAGAUGCAUCUCGUUGUUACACGCCUUUUUGGAAAAAAUAAUGAGAUGCGCGCGCGACUGACAAGCAACGCGACGGUUUUGCAUGAGGUAAAAAAAGUACUCCGGUUUUUAUAG
Messenger RNA from Trypanosoma cruzi, 2493 nucleotides. RefSeq lists its product as uncharacterized. The transcript has a single exon. Gene Ontology annotation, biological process: Golgi to vacuole transport; endocytic recycling; retrograde transport, endosome to Golgi. The record is from RefSeq and is a predicted model, not a curated record. NCBI's taxonomy places the organism in Eukaryota, Euglenozoa, Kinetoplastea, Trypanosomatida, Trypanosomatidae. Gene Ontology annotation, molecular function: syntaxin binding. Gene Ontology annotation, cellular component: GARP complex. Bases 1 to 2493 code for a protein of 830 amino acids.